Messenger RNA from Rotaria sordida, 453 nucleotides. The record is from the annotation of a GenBank genome assembly. Lineage: Eukaryota; Metazoa; Rotifera; Eurotatoria; Philodinida; Philodinidae.
AUGUCUGCUCGUUGUAUACCAACAACAGUACGUAAUAUACAAACAUUAUGGAUGACAAAUAGUCGUCGACAAUUUCAAACAUCAAUUUCACGUUUAUCUGCUGAUACAGUUCAUAUUAAAGAUGAUGGAGAUUUUCAAAAACAAGUUAUUGAUAGUAAAAAAUCAUUUAUUGUGGAUUUUCAUGCAGUUUGGUGUGGACCAUGUAAAAUUUUAGAACCUCGUCUUGAUAAAGUUCUUACAAAUUAUAAUAAGAAAGUACAAAAUACAUCGGCUGAUCAACAAAUCAAAUUGGCUAAAGUUGAUAUAGAUGAAUUAGGUGAAUUAAGUAGUAAAUAUAAUGUACGAGCAGUACCAACGGUUUUGGCUAUUAAAAAUGGCAGAGAAAUAACGCGAUUUACAGGUGUUGUCGAUGAAAAUAGAAUUCAAAAAAUGAUUGAUCAACUUAGUCGAUAA